This is a messenger RNA of Haliaeetus leucocephalus (bald eagle), 851 nucleotides long. Its product is annotated as histone H2B 1/2/3/4/6. The record is from RefSeq and is a predicted model, not a curated record. Gene Ontology annotation, molecular function: protein heterodimerization activity; structural constituent of chromatin; DNA binding. NCBI's taxonomy places the organism in Eukaryota, Metazoa, Chordata, Aves, Accipitriformes, Accipitridae. The transcript is spliced from 2 exons. Gene Ontology annotation, cellular component: nucleosome. Bases 180 to 560 code for a protein of 126 amino acids.
CCAAGCUGUGACGGCUGUAGGGCGGAAGUGCCUGUAAUUACGUUAGUAUUUUUUACUCCAAUAGGAAUGGAACAAUUACAAUCCUCUAAUUUGCAUAACACCCUUAUAAAUAGGGGGGGCAGGCGCCAUUUUCGGUGUUGUUGAGGUACAGUGAAGACCUUGGAAAGAAACUUUUAAGGAUGCCCGAGCCGGCGAAAUCCGCUCCAGCACCGAAAAAAGGCUCCAAGAAAGCCGUCACCAAGACGCAGAAGAAGGGCGACAAGAAGCGAAAGAGAACAAGAAAGGAGAGCUACUCGAUCUACGUGUACAAGGUGCUGAAGCAGGUGCACCCCGACACGGGCAUCUCGUCCAAGGCCAUGGGCAUCAUGAACUCCUUCGUCAACGACAUCUUCGAGCGCAUCGCCGGCGAGGCCUCGCGCCUGGCGCACUACAACAAGCGCUCCACCAUCACCUCGCGGGAGAUCCAGACGGCCGUGCGGCUCCUGCUGCCCGGCGAGCUGGCCAAGCACGCCGUCUCCGAGGGCACCAAGGCCGUCACCAAGUACACCAGCUCCAAGUAGAGCGUCUCCCGGAUCCACAGUUCUAACCCAAAGGCUCUUUUAAGAGCCACCCACAUACUCCUUGAAAGAGCUUUAACACAGUAAUGUCUUGGGUCUUAUGUGUGAAAUUGUACUUAAGAAACGCUAAAUAGAAUUUGCAGUCUGUUAAAUCACAUUUAUCAUAGCUUGCGAGCAUUAACUGUUUCUGAAAUCCUUCGUGAAUAUUUUACAGCUUCAAGUGAAUUCAAAUGUGUUAACUAUUACUUAAUGACUUAACAUUCAAAUAGUCUUCCAAUAAACGUAAGCAGUAUU